AUGGACACAAAAGAACCAUUAAGCCCCUCCCUUGGAGAAGAAACCACCAAAAGUAUACAUGGUCGCAGCAGAGGAAAUGUAAUGGACUUUUAUAAAACGAUAAGGGGUGGAGCUCCUGUGAAGAUUCCUGCAUCUUCACCCUCACUGGCUACUGCUUCUCAUUCAGACUCUAAGCAGCAACCUCUUUUGGGUGACUAUUCUAAAGGAUCAGCCAGCAGGCAGCCAGAUCUGUCCAAGGCAGUCUCACUAUCAAUGGGCUAUAUGGGUGAUACAGAUUCAAAAGUGAUGGGAAAUGAUCUGGUAUUUCCUCAGCAGGGCCAAAUCGGUGUUUCUUCUGGUGAAACUUUUAGGCUUCUUGAAGAGAGCAUCGCAAGCCUCAGUAAGUCAUCCAGGGUGUCCAAAAGCCCCAAGAGUUCAGCAUCUUCUGCUCCAGACAAUGAAUUUCCAACAACAUCUAAUUUCGAUAAAGCUUUAGAAAAGCCAGCUUUUAAAAAGGGCCCCACUGGCACUAAUGAUGGCAAUUCGAAAUUGUAUACUGAAGACCAAAGUACCUUUGAUAUUUUACAGGAUUUGAAACUGUCCUCUGGGUCCCCAAGUAAAGAGGCAAAUGAGAGCCCUUGGAGACUAGACCCCUUGUUAGAUGAAAACUGUUUGCUUUCUCCUUUAGCAACAGAUGAGCCAUUUCUCUUAGAAGGAAAUGCAGAUGAAGACUGCAAGCCUCUUAUUUUGCCGGACACUAAGCCUAAAAUUACUGAGGGGGGGGGUCUGAUUUUACCCAGUUCUAAUAUGCCAUUGCCUCAAGUGAAAACCGAAAAAGAAGAUUUUAUUGAACUUUGUACUCCUGGAGUAAUUAAACAGGAGAAACUGGGCCCAGUUUACUGUCAAGGAAGUUUUCCUGGGGGAAAUAUAAUUGGUAACAAGAUGUCUGCCAUUUCUGUUCAUGGUGUGAGUACCUCUGGGGGACAGAUGUACCACUACGACUUGAAUACUUCAUCCCUUUCUCAGCAGCAGGAUCACAAGCCUGUCUUUAAUGUCAUUCCACCCAUUCCUGUUGGUUCAGAAAAUUGGAAUAGGUGCCAGGGAUCUGGAGAUGACAACUUGGCUUCCUUGGGAACUCUCAAUUUCACUAAUCGAUCUGUUUUUUCUAAUGGAUAUUCAAGCCCUGGAAUGAGACCAGAUGUAAGCCCUUCUCCAUCCAGCUCCUCCACGACAGCGGGACCACCCCCCAAACUCUGCCUUGUUUGCUCCAAUGAGGCUUCAGGAUGCCAUUAUGGAACUUGUGGAAGUUGUAAAGUGUUCUUCAAGAGAGCAGUGGAAGGGCAGCACAAUUAUCUUUGUGCUGGAAGAAAUGAUUGUAUCAUUGAUAAAAUUCGAAGAAAAAACUGCCCAGCAUGUCAUUACCGAAAAUGUCUCCAAGCUGGAAUGAACCUAGAAGCUCAAAAGACAAAGAAGAAAAUUAAAGGAAUUCAGCAACCCAACCCAACAACAACAAGAGAGAAUUCUGAAAGUCCUGUCAACAAAACGGUGGUUCCUGCAUCAUUGCCUCAGCUUACCCCGACAUUAGUGUCCCUCCUGGAGGUCAUUGAGCCAGAGGUGUUAUAUGCAGGAUAUGACAGUUCGAUGCCUUGGAGGAUCAUGUCAACACUUAACAUGCUAGGAGGGCGGCAAGUGAUUGCAGCAGUGAAAUGGGCAGGCCCAGGUUUCAGAAACUUACACCUGGAUGACCAAAUGACCCUGCUGCAGUACUCCUGGAUGUUCCUGAUAUCGUUUGCACUAGGAUGGAGAUCAUACAAACAAUCGAGUGGGAACCUGCUGUGUUUCGCUCCUGAUCUGGUUAUGAAUGAGCAGAGGAUGAAUUUACCUUGCAUGUAUGACCAAUGUAAACAUAUGCUACUUGUGUCCAGUGAAUUACAAAGGCUUCAGGUUUCCUGUGAAGAAUAUCUCUGCACGAAAACCUUAUUACUUCUCUCUUCAGUUCCCAAGGAAGGUUUGAAGAGCCAGUCACUCUUUGAUGAGAUUAGAAUGACUUACAUCAAAGAGCUGGGGAAAGCCAUAGUCAAGAGGGAAGGAAACUCAAGUCAGAACUGGCAGCGAUUUUAUCAGCUGACUAAACUUCUGGACUCCAUGCAUGAGAUAGUUGAAAGCCUUCUGAACUAUUGCUUCGAAACGUUUUUGGACAAGACCAUGAGCAUCGAGUUCCCGGAAAUGUUGGCUGAAAUCAUCAACAAUCAGAUAUCAAAAUACUCAAAUGGAAAUAUCAAAAAACUGCUUUUUCAUCAGAAGUGACUGCCUUAAUACAAAAGGUUGCCUUAAAGAAAAGUCAGAUUUAUAGCUUUCGUCAUACAGACUCACAGACUGGUUCAUUUCUGUCCUCGUGGUGGCGUUCCUUCUGCAAUUAUGCACUACAUGUGGUUUCUAGAGGGCCAAGACUUGGACAUGAACACGGUUGUUUUGAAGCAACAGGAGCGGUAGGGAGAAAGGAAGUGAAAUAAUUCAUUUUGUACAUCCUGGAAAUCAGACGCGUCAUCCUGGGAAAGAUCUUCCCAGUGGACAGAGGAUGGCGCCCCAAAUCCUGCUGCCAGCAAUCUGCAUCAUGAACAUUCUACUAGUGAUUUUCCACAGUUGGUUGGAUAAGUGUUUUCUAGGAAUUUUUUUUUUGUCGUGUUUUUCUUUUUUUUUUCUUUUUUCUUCCCUUCUCUCCCCUGUAUAGUUAAGAUAGCUUUUUGAUUUAUGCAUGGCAACCUGAAAAAAGUUUACAAAUGUAUGCCAGAAAAGGGAAGUUGUGCCUUUUAUAGCUAUAACUGUCUGGUUUUAGCCAUUUCCUUUACCUUUAUAUCCAGUGAACUAGGCCAGCCCAUUUUUCUUACAUCAUUUUUGUAUUCGAGUUGCCUGUUUGUACAGCUGUCUGUUU
Messenger RNA from Dromiciops gliroides (monito del monte), 2911 nucleotides. Its product is annotated as glucocorticoid receptor-like. The record is from RefSeq and is a predicted model, not a curated record. Lineage: Eukaryota; Metazoa; Chordata; Mammalia; Microbiotheria; Microbiotheriidae. Gene Ontology annotation, cellular component: nucleus. Gene Ontology annotation, biological process: nuclear receptor-mediated glucocorticoid signaling pathway; regulation of DNA-templated transcription. Gene Ontology annotation, molecular function: nuclear glucocorticoid receptor activity; zinc ion binding; DNA-binding transcription factor activity.